Messenger RNA from Capronia epimyces CBS 606.96, 1674 nucleotides. RefSeq lists its product as uncharacterized. Gene Ontology annotation, molecular function: zinc ion binding; DNA-binding transcription factor activity, RNA polymerase II-specific. The coding region runs from base 1 to 1674 and encodes 557 amino acids. The transcript has 3 exons. The record is from RefSeq and is a predicted model, not a curated record. Gene Ontology annotation, biological process: regulation of DNA-templated transcription. Lineage: Eukaryota; Fungi; Ascomycota; Eurotiomycetes; Chaetothyriales; Herpotrichiellaceae.
AUGUGGCCGCCAGGCUGGGCCUAUGCUCGUCGUCUCCCCUCACGACCCGCACAAUCGCCGUCCAUCCAUAGCGCGGCACGUCGGACGCGUGCCAGCAGACCAAAAGUACGAACGGGCUGCAAGACCUGCAAGAUACGGCGCAUCAAAUGCGAUGAGGUUAGACCGAGCUGCAGGCGAUGUACCUCCACCGGACGCAAGUGUGAUGGGUACGAGUUUCCACCCAGGUCUGAGGAGGAAUCCGCCAGCCCUUCAUCAACUUCGCUGUCGCCACUUCCACCAAACUCCAUCUCGAAACCCUUUCAUGGCACCACCCAAGAACGCCGUAUCUUCCACCGGUUCCAAUACUGCACCGUCCCCGCUUUGACCGGUGGAUCCGAGUCCGGUUUCUGGACGAAGAUUGUCCUGAGAGUGGGCCUCGAAGAACCCAUCGUCCGCAGCGCCAUCAUCGCGCUGGGCAUGCUACACGAAGACUACCAGGACCGCUGUGGCAAAUAUUCCCCCGAGGCGAUCGAGGACGAGAGCUACCGGUACGCUGUAAGGCUAUACGGAGCUACACUCCGUGAGCUGAACCGGCGACUUGACGUACCUUCGCCGACCAACGCUCAGCUCGCCAUUAUUGCAAGUAUAUUAUUUGCUUGCUUCGAGGUCCUGCGCCGGAAUAAUAUGGCCGCGGUCGUCCACUAUCAGAUGGGAAUGAGAGCAUUGAUCCGCCAAAUGAACCUCCCCCAGGGUGAUCAGUCUGCGAUGACCCCCUAUUCCCCCACCCAACAGCACAAAGCCACCUUUCGAGAGAUCCCUCAAAACGAGGUGGACGAAAUCCUCCGGGUAUUUGCACGAUACGAUAUUCAAGCAUGUACCUUCUCCAAGGAGCGCGCAGAGCCCUUGUUGACCCACGUCGACCAGGUGCCGCAGGUGCUGCCAACUAGUCUUAGCUUGAGCCAAGUUCGAAACCAUCUGGAUAACCUUCUCGUGUCGGUGUACCAGCUGGUCAAGUCCGACUUGGGUAUGUACCGAUACUGGACAGCAGACUCGGUCCCAAUGGCGUGGGACGUCCAACGGCAGGAGGCCAUUGGCAUCUUUGACGCAUGGAUGGCUGCAUUGGAAGACUUUUUCCGGUCCCAAGGGACAAAACUGUCCGCUGCCGACAUCAGAAGUCUAUUAGGUCUACGACUUCAAAUCAAGACGGCGGUCAUCAUGCUCAAGACCUGCAUAGACUCUGGACCCGAGACCGUUUUCGAUGCCUUUCGAGACGACUUUGAGGACAUGGUAUCCAAGGUCGAACAGAUGACUGCGGCACUGAGUAUGCCAGAAGCCAACCCUCUGGAAGUCGACCUGGUCCCCUUCACGAUGGAACUAGGGAUCAAUCACCCUCUGUUCUUUGUCGCCUGUAAGUGCCGAGACUGGGGCAUCCGACGACGAGCGAUAGCCCAAUUACGACGCGCUGGCAAGGAGGGUGUCUGGGAGGGGCCCAUUAUGGCUGUCCUGGCUCGAAGGAUCAUGCUUUUGGAAGAGGAGGGACUUUCUCGUGGAGAGGUGGUGCCGGAAACGAACCGGUUCCAUAAUAUCAAAAAGAAUGUGGACUACGACGAUCGAAAAAUACUGUUCGAAGCAACAAGAGCGUCGGACAUGACGUGCAAGAACUUCUCGGUGCAUAGGGAGUCUCUUGGGUUCUGA